Molecule: messenger RNA, 741 nt
Organism: Fusarium graminearum PH-1
Lineage: Eukaryota; Fungi; Ascomycota; Sordariomycetes; Hypocreales; Nectriaceae
Exons: 1
Coding region: 1-741 (246 amino acids)
Source: RefSeq, a predicted model, not a curated record
AUGCCUCACGGCUAUCGUGGCGAAAUACCCAGAAUCAUCACCAGCAUCCGAGAGAUCAAUCAUACCAUGAUCAAGACCGAACCCUUAUCCAUUCUCAUUCGGGACCUGCAAGCGACUGGUUUCAAGCGGUGGGGAUUUGUCAUAUUUCGUACUGUGUAUACGGAGGAGUCUCAGCGGCUGUGGGAAAGUUACAUCGAGUUUCUGAGAGCGUCGGUGGAGGAAUACCUUGAGUCCAUGGAACUCUCGACACUCUUGAAGCCGCUUCUAGAAUGGGUCUUUAUCGAAGACCGGGAAACUCUCGAUAAUGCGACAAAGCAGCACGUGCGCGAGAGCUUUUCAGAAUGGACAUCUCAACACUCUGUCGAGCGAGACGGUCCUGGGGUAGAGGAUGCAUUCCAGCAGCAGACUCCAAGGUUCCGCUACUGCAUCCACGUUGACCAGAAGUGCCUCGAUACCGUUGCCCAGUAUGAGGCUUGGGCUGAUGCAGGUGCCGAGGGCGACGAUAAGCAAGUCGUUUAUGUCGUCCUCGACAAGAACUGCCACCGAAAAGGAGAAGGAGAAGGAGAAGGCAGAUUUCCCCGCAUAGAAGGCUGCAGCAGAGAAUACACUGGCUGGCAAUAUACCAGCGUGCAUUGUCUUGCUCAUCUCUAUGACAAACUGUCCAAGCAGGAGCUGUCGGGAUAUGACUACACAAGGCCACCCAUGGUAUUCCCAGCCGACGGGCCCAUGCCUACCGAUUAA